Molecule: messenger RNA, 2603 nt
Organism: Antechinus flavipes (yellow-footed antechinus)
Lineage: Eukaryota; Metazoa; Chordata; Mammalia; Dasyuromorphia; Dasyuridae
Gene: ACADL
Product: acyl-CoA dehydrogenase long chain
Exons: 11
Coding region: 90-1391 (433 amino acids)
Biological process (GO): carnitine metabolic process, CoA-linked; fatty acid beta-oxidation using acyl-CoA dehydrogenase; long-chain fatty acid catabolic process
Cellular component (GO): mitochondrion
Molecular function (GO): flavin adenine dinucleotide binding; long-chain fatty acyl-CoA dehydrogenase activity
Source: RefSeq, a predicted model, not a curated record
CACCCUGCCCAGGCGCCCACUUGAUAAGGGCCAAAGUCUAGCGCCCGGCGGCCUCUGCCUUUUAGAGCUCGGCGCGCCCGCUGCCUGCCAUGGCCUCCCGGCUCUUCUGCAGGUCUCUACGGAGUUGGAGCCGCCUGACCAACCAGCCUCGGCUCGCCAUCACCCCGAGUACCAGGUCCUUACAUGCAGAAGGGAAAGGUCGUCUGGAAAGUUCUUCUGCCAAAAGCCUCACUGAUGUUGGUAUUCGAAGAAUCUUCUCUUCAGAACAUGAUAUCUUCAGGGAAAGUGUCCGAAAGUUCUUUCAAGAGGAGGUGAUUCCACAUCACACAGAGUGGGAGAAAGCUGGAGAGGUAAGUAGAGAAGUUUGGGAAACAGCUGGAAAACAAGGACUUCUAGGUAUCAACAUUGCAGAGAAACAUGGUGGUAUUGGUGGAGACCUGUUAUCUUCGUCCAUUGUCUGGGAGGAACAAGCAUACUCAAAUUGUACAGGCCCUGGAUUUAGUCUUCAUUCAGACAUUGUUAUGCCCUAUAUUGCAAACUAUGGAUCAGAAGAACAGAUUAAACGUUUUAUCCCUGAGAUGACUGCUGGCAAAUGUAUUGGGGCCAUAGCUAUGACAGAACCCGGGGCAGGAAGUGACUUACAAGGAGUAAGAACAAAUGCAAAGAAAGAUGGAAAAGACUGGAUUCUCAAUGGUAGCAAGGUCUUUAUUACUAAUGGGUGGAUGAGUGAUGUAGUGAUUGUCGUUGCUGUUACAAACCGUGAAGCUCGUUCUCCUGCCCAUGGUAUUAGUCUUUUCCUAGUGGAAAAUGGAAUGAAAGGAUUCAUCAAGGGACGAAAGCUUCAUAAAAUGGGAUUGAAAGCUCAAGAUACAGCAGAGCUGUUUUUUGAAGAUGUUCGUUUGCCAGCAAGUGCUCUACUUGGAGAAGAAAACAAAGGUUUCUAUUACCUCAUGGCAGAGCUCCCACAGGAAAGGUUACUGAUUGCUGACAUAGCCAUUUCUGCAUGUGAAUUUAUGUUUGAAGAAACUAGGAAUUAUGUCAAACAGAGAAAAGCUUUUGGGAAAACAGUUGCACAUAUACAGACGGUUCAGCACAAACUAGCUGAAUUGAAAACACAUAUUUGUGUGACCAGGGCUUUUGUGGACAGCUGUCUCCAGCUUCAUGAUGCAAAACGUCUGGAUUCAGCUACUGCUUCCAUGGCAAAAUACUGGGCAUCUGAACUACAAAACAGUGUGGCUUAUGAUUGUGUGCAACUCCAUGGAGGAUGGGGAUACAUGUGGGAAUACCCCAUUGCAAAAGCAUAUGUGGAUGCACGAGUCCAGCCAAUCUACGGUGGAACCAAUGAAAUAAUGAAGGAACUGAUUGCUAGAGAGAUCGUCCAUGACAAGUAAACAUCUACUCUCAUCCAAUUACUUCUGAGCUGAAUUUAAAAUGAAAACAUGUUUGAAUUUUUUUAAUACAGGAUAAACAAAGUUGGAAGAUGAAAAAUUGCUUUGUUGUGGAAGAGUUCUUUAGGGACACUACUUUUUGAAAUUUUUUAAUGGAAAGCUUAAUUUUCAAUACAGUUUUACCUAAACUGAGAAAAAAAAAGAGUAAUACUUAUUAGGGGUCUGAGUGGCUCAAAUUUGAACUUAAUCUAAAAUUUUUAAAUGAUCCUAAUUUGAGUUAGAGUUAACAUGGAAUAAUUUUAACUGACUUCUGCUAAUAUUAUUCACAUAAUUUCUUCAAGUCCUGUCCCUGAGGAAGUAUUAAUACUGACAUUUCCAUUUUAAUUUGUAAGAGAACUAUUAUUUGCUCCCAUACUUUUCUUUUAAAAUGUUUAUACAUGGAUCUCAAAGAAGUGGCUUUUAUUUCAAAGGAAAAUAAUGUCAAUAAAUGCAGCAAAUUAAUUUGCAAAUAAAUCACAUUAUAUAAAAAUGUUUUGUGUAUAUUAAUGAAACAUUAAACACAUAAAUGCUUAAAUUAUUCUUGUUAAUCAUGAAAACCAAAGGGGCACAUCUGUCAUUGUGCUUUGUUUUGUUUUGUUUGCUACUUCUCACUGGGGAGGACAAAGGUAAUGUUGAAAGCUGGUUGUCUCCCAAAUUUAUAUACAUAUUCAUUAUGGAUCCAUAUAGAUUUCUUUUCUCUGAGGCUUCUGACUCAGACAAAACAUUUUUUUAAACUAUUACUAGAUUUUCCCUGAGGGGAUAUUUUUAUCUGUAGUAACUUGGAUGAAGACAUGGAUGGCAUCUUUAUAAAAUUUGCAGAUAACAGAGUUCUGUGGAUAACUAGCAAAUUGUAUGACAGAAUCAGGACUCAAAAUAAUCUUGAUAGGCUAUAGAAAGGCGUUGACAGGUCUCAAAUAAUAUGAAAAUUUUAAAUGUGUUCACAAAGGCCUAUUCUGAUGCCUCUUCCUAGUGUGGAAAUGAUCUUGACUUCUCCAAAUCUGUCCUUUGACAAGUUUUACUAUGCUGGAAAGGUUGCAGACAUUUGAACCAGCAGUGCAUUGAUCUGCUUUCCAAGGAUCAGUCUAAGUACAGAGAAACUGACUUGUAAACAGUAGACUAGACCUUUGGUGAUGAAUUCUUUUGCUAUGGUCCACCCAAUAAACAAAGGAAAAUAAA